Perkinsus marinus ATCC 50983 is the source of this 1029-nucleotide messenger RNA. RefSeq lists its product as hypothetical. Lineage: Eukaryota; Perkinsozoa; Perkinsida; Perkinsidae. The transcript is spliced from 2 exons. The record is from RefSeq and is a predicted model, not a curated record. The coding region runs from base 1 to 1029 and encodes 342 amino acids.
AUGAGGUCCUUUUAUGAUAAGUACGGGGUGGAUGGCAUCAGCAUGGCUGAUGGUGUUGUGGUCAAGCAGGAUGAGACCUUGGCUAAUCUUGAGCGACGAGUAAGGGCCAUGAUGAGGGGUAAUGAGGAAAUGAAGGUUCAUAGGAUGUUCAACCUGCAAGGUGAUAUGACUACUGGCCUCAAGUUCAGGGACUGGCAGGAGGCCCCACGGCACAACUUCACAGUGGUCACUGCGAGCAAUGUCCAAGCCAAUGGAGGAGGAGUUGGGAAAAUGACGUAUUUUUGGCAGACCGGGUGGACCCCCUAUAUGCAGAGCCGUGUGAUGAUUGACACUGUAGCGGGGCAGUGGUGGCCACCCGCCGUGGAAGCGGUCAUUACUCGGCAAGUUGGUCAACAUUCUACUGUGAGGCAGACAGUCUCUUGGACACAGACGGGUGGUGUGGGCGCGGCCAUGACCUGGGGCCUGCAGCUUUUCAAGGACUGGGCUGGCAGUGUCACACUGGCUGUUGGCAAUGGCAACCACGCGGCGUUCGAGGUUGAGAAGGCCAACUCGAAGGUGGGGAGUGAGGAGGACCUUGCCAGGAUGAGGGUAUGGGAUCGCUGCACUAUGAAGUAUACUUUUACUAUCGAGGGAGAGGGCAACAUCGCCGUUGAGGCCAAGACCGUACUCCCCUUCAGUGGCGGCUUUGAGGUCUCCUGUGGUCCCACAAUGUCUCUGUCAGCUGGUGCAGGUAUUGAGCUCAGGUGCUCUCAGCGGCUGAACGGGGCAGAGAGUUUGACCGACUGGGAGGAGCUCGAUGGGGUCUUUCCGACGCUUAUCCAGUGGUCGCUGAUGCUCCGAUGGCCCAACUUCGACUCGGCUGUAUUGAAGUUCCGCUUUACUCGAGGCGGCGCUGCCUUCACUAUUCCGCUGGAGUUCUCCGUGCCGGGGGAUAAUACGGCUGUUGCUGUGGCAAGCAGUGUGUUUUUGGCAGCUCCACUUGCAGUGAAAGUUGUGCGAGAGACGGUACGAAGGCUGAGAAAAAAUUGA